Mytilus trossulus (common blue mussel) is the source of this 864-nucleotide messenger RNA. RefSeq lists its product as uncharacterized. Gene Ontology annotation, molecular function: transmembrane receptor protein serine/threonine kinase activity. Gene Ontology annotation, cellular component: membrane. The record is from RefSeq and is a predicted model, not a curated record. The coding region runs from base 97 to 864 and encodes 255 amino acids. Lineage: Eukaryota; Metazoa; Mollusca; Bivalvia; Mytilida; Mytilidae. The transcript has 9 exons.
GAAUGAAUGACAUAGAUGAUAUUUAAUGACAUUUACUAGAGAUAAACAAAGACAAAUAGAUAAGGUCUUACUAUUUGUCACGCUAAGAAAGUGAUCAUGGAAGGUUUACAGUUAACAGCGUUUAUCCUUGUAACAUUUACCAUUGUGAUAUCAGUAAACGCUUCAAAUUUGACUCAAGUGCAGUGUUUUAAAUGCAAUGGUGUUCCUAAAAUGGAGGACUGCGGUCAUACAGUGACAUGCGGUGAGCACGAGGAGUGUUAUGUAAGACGGAGUGUCGGAACGGUUGGUAAUGUACUUUACGAGUCAGGAUGUAUUUCUAGACAGGUGUGUAAACAGCUGUCUCAAAUUGGCGGGAAAAGAUCUACAGAAAGACGAAAAAGAGCAUUUGUUAACUGCCUACAGUGUUGUAACUCUGAACUAUGUAAUAAACAUCUGUGUACUAAACAACCUGACAUUUCCAAUCAUAUAGAAUGUUUCUCAUGCAAUGAUGUACUGAUACCAGAACACUGCAAAAACACGGUUUUAUGUGGAUUAGACCAAGAAUGUCGAACAGAUAUGAGACUGUUAUCUACAAACUACGAAUUGAGGUACACACUAGGCUGUGGUCCUAAAGCUCUAUGCAGAGCGAUAGAGAAUGAUAUAGUCUCAGAUAAGAAUUAUUGUGUACAGUGUUGUAACAAAAGUUACUGCAAUCCAAAGCUGUGUGGAUUCCUUAGUAAAGCUCAACCAAUGAUGACGGUCAAACCACAGGAUCGUAAUGUGUUGCCGGGAGACAAAAUAGAACUUCAGUGUCUUAUAGCUCAUAUAGAUGGGUUACCAUUCAAUAUAACAUGGACCCACCAGGAUGUAAGUUUAGUACUUUAG